Molecule: messenger RNA, 1435 nt
Organism: Papilio machaon (common yellow swallowtail)
Lineage: Eukaryota; Metazoa; Arthropoda; Insecta; Lepidoptera; Papilionidae
Product: 4-hydroxyphenylpyruvate dioxygenase-like
Exons: 9
Coding region: 96-1238 (380 amino acids)
Biological process (GO): L-tyrosine catabolic process
Cellular component (GO): endoplasmic reticulum membrane; Golgi membrane
Molecular function (GO): 4-hydroxyphenylpyruvate dioxygenase activity
Source: RefSeq, a predicted model, not a curated record
AUAUAAGACCGAUGGAAGACAUUUUCUUUUCAGUUAUCUGUUAGUGAUUGAACCAGGACGUACCUAUUUUUUUUUUGUUGUGAAAUAACUUUAACAUGACUUCGUACACGGAUAAGGGUCGAAAACCGGACAACGGUCGGUUUUUGUCUUUCGAUCAUCUCACAUUCUGGGUCUCAAAUGCAAAACAAGCGGCAAGCUAUUACAUCACAAGGUUCGGAUUCGAGCCUCUCGCGUACAGAGGCUUGGAAACUGGCUCCAGAAAGAUCGCCUCGCAUGCCGUCAGGUUAAACAAGAUUGUGUUUGUAUUCGAAGCGCAAUACGAACCGGAAUAUUCCGAUUUAGUCAAAGAGGUUGGAUACCACGGUGACUUUGUCAAAGAUGUGGCGUUUGAAGUUGAGAACCUGGAUUACAUUGUGGAAUACGCGAAAAAGCAAGGAGCUGUCGUUGUUAGAGAUCUUUGGGAGGAAAAGGACGAGUUUGGAGUUGUUAGAAUGGCUACAUUGAAGACGUACGGCGACAACACUCACACAUUAGUGGAUCGAUCUAAAUACAAAGGAUCGUUCUUGCCGGGUUACGUCACUCUCAACAAGGAUCCCAUCAGUAACUUUUUACCUAAAGUUGAAAUAAACUUCGUGGACCAUGUCGUUGGCAAUCAGCCGGACCAAGGCAUGGAGGUUGCUGCCUCGUGGUACGAGAGGUGUCUGCAGUUCCACAGAUUCUGGUCUGUGGACGACAAACAAGUGUGCACGGAGUAUUCCGCGCUACGUUCUAUCGUGAUGGCAAAUUGGGAGGAGAACGUCAAAAUGCCGAUCAAUGAGCCCGCGCCCGGCAAAAAGAAGAGCCAGAUACAGGAGUACGUGGAGUACCACGGGGGCGCUGGGGUGCAGCACAUCGCUAUUAACACUGAAGACAUUAUUACUGCGAUCGAGAACCUUCGAGCGCGCGGUGUAGAAUUUCUGUCCAUACCGUCUGAGUACUACAGGAUAAUAAGAGAGCGUCUGAAAGAGAGUAAAGUUCGCGUCGCCGAGAGCAUUGAUGUACUAGAAAGACUCAACAUCCUCAUAGACUAUGACGACGAUGGAUAUCUAUUGCAGAUAUUCACUAAGAAUACGCAGGACCGACCCACACUUUUCAUUGAGGUUAUACAAAGGAGAAACCAUAAUGGAUUUGGUGCUGGCAACUUUAAAACGCUUUUCGAAUCCAUUGAACUUGAACAAGAAAAACGAGGAAAUCUCUAAUUUUAAUGACAUAAACAUAAUUAAAGCAAAUGGAAACAAAACUGGCAAAUUUUUCAAACCGAUUAUUAUUGGAAACAUGCUUCUGAAUAUUUUAUUCAAAUAUAUGAAAUAGUUUUAAGUUUAUGAAAAAUCCUUAUAAAGGUAUAUACGUUCUUCAAAUUAUUACAAUAUUAACCUUGUAAAAAUAAGACCAGAAA